Molecule: messenger RNA, 414 nt
Organism: Anopheles coustani
Lineage: Eukaryota; Metazoa; Arthropoda; Insecta; Diptera; Culicidae
Exons: 2
Coding region: 1-414 (137 amino acids)
Source: RefSeq, a predicted model, not a curated record
AUGGUUAGAAAAGUGAUCGCCAUGAAAACCGCUGUGUGGACCAUUUGUCUAUUGGCAGCUGUUCAACAAGUGCACAGUUUCUACAAUCCAUACGACUACAAUUUAAACCUCCAAAAGUUUGAAUAUUUCAAAUAUCCCUAUCAGGGAAAGCAUUCACAACCGAAGGAAACAUCUGUGGCGCAAAAGGCCCUGGCGGUUGUGUCCUACUUCCACACACUACUUGCUGGCCAUCCGGUGCAAGAAAAACGUUACUACAUCCCGUUCGAUCCGAACCGAGCGCAACAGCUUCGCGGUGCUUUCCAGCGGCAGUUUGGCUUUCGAGGAGAAAACCUGAUCGCCCUGAUCGGAAAUGGAUACUCCCCUCAAGCCUUGCGGUAUUAUGGUGCUAUUGGGAAAGACUUUGGAAAAUACUGA